CUAAAACCUCUUCCACUCAUAACCCUCACUGGCUUCUUUUCUCUGUUUCUUGUGGUGAAGUUUUGUCCUGAAGUUCUUUUCCAAUGGCUGGAAAAUUCAAACUCCUGUCUUUCGCUUGGCUAGCCUGUCUUGUUUUGGCUGGUUCAUCCACAAACACGGCACCUUCUCCAACAACAACAACUACAGCUUCAGUUGAUUCAUCCACAACCCCGGUUCCUUCUACAACAACAACAACUACAGCUUCGGUUGGUUCAUCCACAACCCUGGUACCUUCUACAACAACAACAGCUUUGGUUGGGUCAUCCACAACCCCGGCACCUUCUUCAACAACAACAGCAGUUUCAGUUGGUUCAUCCACAACCCCGGCACCUUCUUCAACAACAACAACAGUUUCAGUUGGUUCAUCCACAACCCCAGCACCUUCAACAACAACAACAGUUUCGGUUGGUUCAUCCACAACCCCGGUACCUUCUUCAACAACAACAGCUUCGGUUGGUUCAUCCACAACCCCGGCACCUUCUACAACAACAACAGCUUUGGUUGGUUCAUCCACAACCCCGGUACCUUCUUCAACAACAACAGCUUUGGUUGGUUCAUCCACAACCCCUGCACCUUCUACAACAACAACAGCUUCGGUUGGUUCAUCCACAACCCCGGCACCUUCUUCAACAACAACAGCUUCGGUUGGUUCAUCCACAACCUCGGUACCUUCUUCAACAACAACAGCUUCGGUUGGUUCAUCCACAACCCCGGCACCUUCUACAACAACAACAGCUUCGGUUGGUUCAUCCACAACCCCAGUACCUUCUUCAACAACAACAGCUUUGGUUGGUUCAUCCACAACCCUGGUACCUUCUUCAAUAGCACCAGGUUCGGUUGGUUCAUCCACAACCCUGGUACCUUCUUCAACAACAGCACCAGGUCCCUGUAAUCCAAACCCAUGCGGCCAGGGGAGCACCUGUGACGUUCGAGCCAAAGAAACCUUUGUAUGCUUGUGCUUGGCUGGUGAUAACUACAAUUAUGUCAGCAAAAGCUGUGAGAAUGCCAAAGUUUUCCCUGGACAACUAGACCUCCCUCGUUUAGAAUAUGAAAACAAUAUGAGUGACAAGACAUCCCCAGAAUUUGAAGAAGCUCUCCAGAAUAUUACUGCUAUGCUGUUAACUGUUUUUGAUCCAUCUGAUGGUUACUCUAAUACUACAGUGCUGGAACUCAAGCCAACUGGACAGAGCAAAGUUGGGUCAAGGUCAUCAAACGGGGUCACUGCAUCUGUAGAGAUCAUCUUCAACACAAAUUCUAACAUCACAACAGACGAAGUUAAGAACAAAAUGGUUAAUGCCAGUAAAUGUGACUCUUGUCUACUGCGUGAUGCAACUUUCCAAAACACAGAACUGUGUGAUAAGAAUCCCUGUGAUAAGACAACUACAGAGUGCACAUCAGAAAAUGGAUCUUAUAAGUGUACCUGCACGAAAAACUACAUCAACACGGACUUCAGUGACAGAAUAUGCAUUGCUUGUCCCAGUGGGACACAAGCACAGGACUCUCUCAGAUGUGUCGACUGUCCAUAUGGUUAUUCUGGUUUGAACUGCAGUGAACCAUGGCAUCUUGUGCUGGUAAUUGUUGGCUCUGUGUCCGGGAUCCUGCUGAUCAUCGCAGUCAUCCUUCUGAUUGUACUGGCACUCAAACCCUCAAAGAAGAUAUCCAAGAAGAAAAAAAAUGCAGACACUGGGAAGCCUUAUGUCAGUCACCCUCCUGCCAAGUCACCAUUGGUUAACGGUAACAGCAGCUCAGUCAACAGCCAGGCACCCUCAUUUAAUGGGUUGGCCUUAGGUGGUGCUGGGGUGCCCAGAAUCCCACGGGCCACGGCCACCAGUAGCUGGGACAGCAGGACCAACCUGGAGAUGACUCCAAGCAACAGCCGGCAAAACCUGAUCCCCGUGGGCAGGAAUCCGCAGCUGGACGACGACCAAGACGACAUGAGCCCAUACACUCAGUCUCGACCUCAGAGCAGCCUCUACUCUCAAACACGACCCCAGAACAACCCAUACGCCCAGAAUCGACCUCAGAUCAACCCGUAUGCUCAGAACCAGGGCAAGACCAACCCUUAUUACACGCAUGACAAUGAAAGGUGGAUGAACUAA
This is a messenger RNA of Toxotes jaculatrix (banded archerfish), 2138 nucleotides long. It is a transcript of the gene muc13b, whose product is annotated as mucin 13b, cell surface associated. Lineage: Eukaryota; Metazoa; Chordata; Actinopteri; Toxotidae. The record is from RefSeq and is a predicted model, not a curated record. The transcript is spliced from 12 exons. Gene Ontology annotation, biological process: cell-cell junction assembly. The coding region runs from base 84 to 2138 and encodes 684 amino acids.